UGUUGAUCUCCACCCCUUCCUGUGGUCCUGUGUAACAAGUUGUGACCGUGUGGGGGGAUCCCGGUGAUGACGGUGGGGCAGACGGUUUACUGACGUUGAAGGCACCAAUGGCCGGAGCUAUGGGCACACCGUACCUAGUAGCAGAGGGAAUUCAGAAGCAAGAAAAGGGAGGUGUUUGAAGAUAUACUAGAAGAGCGACGUCAGUCCAGUGACCUGCGAUAUGCCAUGAAAUGUUAUACUCCAGUCAUCUAUAAGAACCUUAUCCCAUGCAAGCCAAGUGCCCUGAAAACCAUGGUGUUACAGUCUGACCAGCUGCAAUAUGUUAUCCGACAGAUUAGUUUGGAAUCUGGAGAAUCCACUGAUGUUGUUCAGGAUCAAGCAGCUGAGAUUCUUGAUGAAAUGGGUCAAAAUUUAACCCUGGCUACUGUCCGAAUGUUUGCUCUCACUCUGAGCAAAAUCUUCAAAAGGCUUUUUCAAAAAGUUUGUGUCAAUGAGGAGGGCAUACAGAGGUUGGCACAAGCUAUUCAAGAGCAUCCGGUUGUAUUGUUACCCAGUCAUCGGAGCUACAUUGACUUUUUGAUGAUGUCAUACGUUCUGUACACAUAUGAUCUGGCACUUCCCGUUAUCGCGGCUGGAAUGGACUUCAUGGGAAUGAAAAUUGUGGGAGAGUUGCUGAGAAUGUCUGGUGCCUUCUUUAUGAGACGCACUUUUCGUGGAAACAAGCUUUACUGGACAGUGUUUGCGGAGUACGUGAAGACAAUGCUGCGGAGUGGCUAUGCUCCAGUAGAGUUCUUUGUUGAAGGUCAAAGAAGCAGAACAUGCAAGACAUUGACACCCAAGUAUGGACUCCUAAGUGUCAUAAUGGAGCCAUUUUUCAAAGGAGAAGUGUUUGAUACUUAUCUGGUACCAGUCAGUAUCAGCUAUGAGAGAAUACUUGAGGAGACACUUUAUGCAUAUGAGCUCCUUGGAGUGCCAAAACCAAAGGAAACCACAUCAGGAUUGAUCAAAGCCAGGAAAAUUCUCAGUGAUGACUUUGGAAGUAUUCAUAUAUCUUUUGGGAAACCAAUGUCAUUGAGGUCAUUAGCAUCUGGAAGACUAAAUCGCUCUCAGUAUAACCUUAUUCCCAGACAUUUCUCUCAACGACCUUCAAAGGAAAUGCAAAAGUUUAUCUCUGAUGUGGCCUAUAAAGUAGAACUUCAGCAAAUAGCUAAUAUGGUGCUGAGCCCUGGAGUCUUGAUAGCAGCCAUUUUGUUACAAAAUCUACCUUCACUGAACUUCAGUGUAUUAGUUGACAAAACCGUUUGGCUGAAAGAUCUUACAGAAGCCUUUGGGGGAUGUCUAGAAUGGCCUGAUAACAUGUCUGCCAGUAAAGUAGUUCGAGCCAGCAUAGACCUUUACUCAAAUACUAUGAAACUUGCUGAUGGAGAAGUAAUUUUAUUUGAGAAAAACCCAAAUGACAUUCUUACAGAAGAACAGGUCUUUAUCCAGGCUGUUACUUUGCUCAUGUGUGCCUCCUACAGGAACCAGAUGGUCAAUACAUAUAUACGACCUGGCCUGGUAGUGCUAGCUUGCAAGAUGGGAUCAAGCACAUCAAAAGACGAUGUUUUCAGGACGUUUUGCUUCUGGAGAAACCUUUUUUCCAAAGAGUUCAUUUUCUUUCCUGGGUUUGAAGAGAAGGAUUUUGAAGAAGGCAGUUUUCUGCUGUCAAAGUGUGAUGUAGUUCAUCUAACUCCACAUGAGAUAGUCAUUACGAAGAAUGGGGAGAGCACAGCCAUGUUCUUAUUUAAAAUGUUUCAGCCUUUCUUGGAAGGUUACCAGCUAGCCUUUAAGCACUUAGCAAUGGAGGUUACAGAUAGCGUGACAGAAAAGCAGUACCUAUCUGGUGUGAGAAGCUUUAUUACACAAAGGAUCCUGGCAGGAACUUCCCAAUGUUAUGAGGCCUUAUCUUCUGAUAUGCAAAAAAAUGCACUACAAUCUUUUGUGCAGCUGGGGUUUAUGAAAGGUUGUAAAUCGGGUGAUGCAGUCAUCUUCACUGUCGAUAAGCAAGUUAUGGCAGACAUGGAAGGAAAACUUGGACUACGGAUGCUUGGAAUGAAGAACCUAGAGGCUCGUCUUUAAGAAAUGCAACAGCUUUUUGACCAAUUUUGGUUAUGCCAGUGGUUUUAAAUAUGAAUUCAGUUACUUGGAACCUCAACUAUUAAGAAACCUAAACAGGGGAGGGAAGUUGAAGGGCUGGUACCAAUUCUCAUUUAUGAGAAUCAAGGUCAAUUUUAUGGACUAAUCACUUUGCCAAUGAAACGAGCAUCAAGAACAAAAGUCACUUGUUACCUUCUGCCGAUGCGCUAUGACUUUCCUUAUGAGAUUUUAAAGAACCAUCAAGCGAAAUGAAGUGCCAAGGAGCGAAUUGCACUACAAUAUGGUUAUACUUUAUUUUAAGUGAGUUUAAUCACACUGUAUUGAGUGAUGGUUACAUUAUUGUUCUUUUAACACAGACUGUGUGGUAGCACAACAUUUUCAACCUGAUUAUUUUGAAACAGCAAAUUCUGACACUGCCGGAUUUACCAUGUACAGAUCCAGAUCUCACACUAGAAUCUUUAACUCAGGUCCUCAGUGAUUGCAGUUACUGAAACAUAUUGGCGUUACUUAUUUUCUAUAUCUUGGAAUAUUGCCAUUUACUGUUACCCAAAAGCACUUAAAGUGGAAUAUUUAUGUCACUUGAACUACUGUUAUUUGUUUGUGGCAUGUCUGAGAUUUUGGAAACUGGGCAGUAGGUACCGUGCUGUACAUACUUUGAAGGCCCAAAAAUGUAAAUUCAUAAAAAGAACACAAAAUAAAUAUAUACUUUACAUCA
Molecule: messenger RNA, 2851 nt
Organism: Hyla sarda
Lineage: Eukaryota; Metazoa; Chordata; Amphibia; Anura; Hylidae
Gene: GNPAT
Product: glyceronephosphate O-acyltransferase
Exons: 16
Coding region: 226-2118 (630 amino acids)
Biological process (GO): ether lipid biosynthetic process
Cellular component (GO): mitochondrial membrane; peroxisomal membrane; peroxisome
Molecular function (GO): glycerone-phosphate O-acyltransferase activity
Source: RefSeq, a predicted model, not a curated record